CGUCAGGGAACGCGUGCACGCCACCAACGCAGUGCAUUGCUCGUCCCAGUGCAGCAUAACGUAGCCUCACUACUGCUGAGACUGGCCAAGGACAGCUUUUGCAGCCUUGCUCGCCAUGCUGCGCCAGUCGACCAUGCUCAUGGCCCUAAGAGGCUUUGCCAGCGCUUUCUCUCCGUUCAAGAAUUUAGGAGGCAAGCCCGUGCCCUUCGCGCCGAUGCCGGGCUUUCCCGCGCGCGCCGUCGGCGUCGCCGAUGUGCUGGCGUCUCCGAAAUGGCCGGCGGAGUGGCCGUACUCGCCGCGCGAUUUCAUGCGGGGCGACGAGAGCCCGGACCCCUAUUUUUACGAUCAGCCGCGGUUCUGUUUUCAUGUGGAUGACGCUGCUGUUGCUGCUUUAACAGAGUUCUACGGCACGGCUUUGAGGGAGUGGGAGAAGCCCGCCAUUCUCGACAUCUGCGCGUCCCAUGUUUCUCAUUUCCCGACGGACAUUGCUGACUUCGCUGGUAACAGAGUAGCGUUGGGUAUGAACGAGGAGGAGCUCAGGAACAACGGUCAGGUCGAUUCGUACGUCGUCAAGGAUCUCAAUGAAGAUCCGACGUUACCCUUCGAGGACAAUUCGUUUGAUGUGGUCACGAACGUCGUGUCCAUCGACUACUUGACCAAACCCCUGGCGAUCUGCAAGGAGAUAAGACGCGUCCUCAAGCCCGGCGGGCAAGCAUUGAUGGCGUUGUCCAAUAGAUGCUUCCCGACGAAGGCCGUCGACAUCUGGCUCCGUACGAACGACCUCGAGCACGUCUUCGUGGUUGGUAGUUAUUUCCACUACGCGGGGGGCUUCAAGCCCCCGUCCGCUAUCGAAGUGUCGCCGAACCAGGACCAGAUCCCCUGGGCCGGCGGCCGGUCGCAGAAUAUUGCCUAUUUAGCGGUCGUGCGGGCCGAGGUCGACAAGUAACAGCAC
Molecule: messenger RNA, 952 nt
Organism: Pelagomonas calceolata
Lineage: Eukaryota; Pelagophyceae; Pelagomonadales; Pelagomonadaceae
Source: the annotation of a GenBank genome assembly